AUGCAGGUUGAUCCAGUAUGUCUAAGGUGUGGAGCUACUAUGGAAUCUAGUGAUCAUGUCUUAUUUGAUAGCCCCUUUACAAGGAGUGUGUGGUUCGGGUGUUCACUGCACUAUUUUCCACCGACAAAUACAACACCAAAGCUUACAGAUUGGCUUCAAAGCUGGGAUGAUCUAUUCCGUGUGGACAACAAGAAGGCGCAUGAUUCAUUAUCCAGGCCUUCCUUCAUUUGUUGGUACCUUUGGCGGGCUCGAAACGACUUGGCUUUUAAUGAGAGGCAAUGGUCUCCAUUAGAAGUUAUUGCAACGGCUGAGAAAACUUUUCUGGAGUUUUCCAACGCUACAGUUGUUCCUUCAGCCCCUCUUGCAAGUCCAGUUGGUGCAAGCCCUACAUGUCAACACUGGGAGCCUCCACCGGUUGGGUCUAUUAAGAUUAAAUGUGAUGCGGCUCUUUCGAGGGAGUUCAAAGGGAGGACUGGAAAUGCUUUAACAGAGGCUAUGGAUGCAGGCUACACAAAUGUCUUAGUUGAAUCUGAUUGCAAAGAAGCAGUGGAGCUCAUUCAAAAUCGCAGUAGACCACCACCAUCAGAUGUAGCGGAUGUUGUUGCUGAUGAGCAGUGA
Molecule: messenger RNA, 618 nt
Organism: Telopea speciosissima
Lineage: Eukaryota; Viridiplantae; Streptophyta; Magnoliopsida; Proteales; Proteaceae
Exons: 2
Coding region: 1-618 (205 amino acids)
Molecular function (GO): nucleic acid binding; RNA-DNA hybrid ribonuclease activity
Source: RefSeq, a predicted model, not a curated record